AUGGGGUCGCUAGUUCACAUUUUGCCCGAAAAACAGCAGCGGAAGGCUCCGAAGAUCCGUCGCGGUCCACUGGACGGUUUCACGCGCAAGAGCGACCGGGACAAGGAGCUCAUCCGACAGUGUUUCCUGUUCAGUAAUCACCUGAUCCUGGCGACGCGGACCAGUAACGGUCACCUGCACCUCAUCAACGGGAUAGGACGCGUGUCGCUGGCCGAUGCCAUCCUGAUCGAGGACCCGUCGGAGAACGACGACGACCUCGAUUCGGAGACCUCCUCGUCGACCUCGUCGCUGUCCGACAACUCGACGGUGGGCCAGCUGCGGCGCGAACACAUCGGCCUCGACUUCAAGCUCAUCGUGGAGCGCAAAGGCGACACGCACCUGGUGCUCCACCUGGUGGCGCCCACCGCCCAGGAGAAGGCCGCCUGGGUCAGCGACAUCGCCCAGUGCCUGGACAACGUGCAGUUCAACAACUGGUUUCGCAGCUCGGUCUCGGACACGUCGUCAGUGACCAUGCCGCACUCGAUCCGGAAUGACCCCAAGCUCUUCCGCGACGACAUCGACAUCCGCUUCUCCAAGACGCUCAAUUCCUGCAAGGUGCCGCAGGUGCGGUACGCCACGCCGGAGCGGCUGCUGGAGCGACUGACGGACCUGCGCUUCCUCUCCAUCGACUUCCUCAACACGUUCCUGCUGACGUACCGCGUCUUCACGGACGGCGUCACCGUCCUGAACGCCCUCAAGACCGUCUAUUUCUCCGCCGAGAAAGGCGACUCGGACGACCCAACAUCACCGCCGGGGGAGGCGCGCCGGCGGGAGAGCGCUCUCAGCACGACGCUGCGCAUCGGCCAGGGCGAGUCGUCUCGUCGCAUCUCCACCGCCAGCACCGUCUCCUGCGUCUCGGCCUGCAGCGAGGGGAACGUGUUCGAGUCGCCGCUGAGGGGGCAGCACUGGCGCUGGACCCACCGACGCUUUGAGGAGGAGCUACGCACCAAUCCGGACUCGCUGGGCGGCAGCGCAGCCUCCUCGCUAGCCGUGGGCGGCCUGCAACAGAUCAAGGAGCAGCCGUCGCCGUCCGGCAGCGACUGCAGCAGCCAGAGCCAUUUCGUCGAGCUGCGCGACAAAGAGCGGGACGGCCAGUUCCUCAGCGUUCCGCCGCCGGCGGCCAGCGCCGCCACCGCCGGCGGCGGCAGCGACUCCAGCUCCGAAACCCUAGUCGGCACGGCCUCGUCGUCGACCAGCGAGCGCACCAUCACACCCGAGACGGUGGUGGAGCUGGCGGCCAAGCGGUGCCCCGAGCCGGGCAGCGAGCCCGCCGACCGAGCGCCGCUGGGUGCGCCAGAGCCCGAGAAACCGCAGGUGGCGGCGGCUGGCAGGGAGAGCGAGACGGUUGUGCUGCUGCGAGAGAGAACUGACGUCAUCCGAGAGGAGGAGGAGGGUGAGGAGGAGGACACGGUGCCCGAGGGCGAGCGUUCCGAGGGAGAUGGAGCCGAAGAGCAAAAGCCCGACGAGCACAAGCCCAAGACGGAAGCUGAAAUUGCCAGCGAGACCAGGAGAAAGCGGAAACUGUACCAGAAAUCGGAGAGCAUCGUGCUGGAGGCGGAGGAGCCGUGGAUGGACCGCUCGUUCCCCUCCUUCGCGUCGCGGGGCAGCACCUCGCUCAGCUGCAGCGACGCCUUCAGCAUCCCCCGCACCUCCGGCUACAGUGACACGCUAUCGAUCCCGCGUGGCUCGGCAUUCAGCGAUACCAUGUCAAUCCCGCGGGGCAUUCUGAGUUCGGAGACGCGCUCAGCACGCCGCGAGGCUCCACGUUCAGCCGCACCUCCGAGGGACAGCUCGUGA
Molecule: messenger RNA, 1836 nt
Organism: Pollicipes pollicipes
Lineage: Eukaryota; Metazoa; Arthropoda; Thecostraca; Pollicipedomorpha; Pollicipedidae
Exons: 14
Coding region: 1-1836 (611 amino acids)
Source: RefSeq, a predicted model, not a curated record